Molecule: messenger RNA, 1308 nt
Organism: Spea bombifrons (plains spadefoot toad)
Lineage: Eukaryota; Metazoa; Chordata; Amphibia; Anura; Pelobatidae
Product: T-box protein VegT-like
Exons: 9
Coding region: 1-1308 (435 amino acids)
Biological process (GO): regulation of transcription by RNA polymerase II; positive regulation of DNA-templated transcription; cell fate specification
Cellular component (GO): nucleus
Molecular function (GO): RNA polymerase II cis-regulatory region sequence-specific DNA binding; DNA-binding transcription factor activity, RNA polymerase II-specific
Source: RefSeq, a predicted model, not a curated record
AUGGUAUGCGAGUUGCUGUCAUUUGGUAUCUCCGAUGUGAAGCCGUCCACAGACAUGGACAACCAAGACUCCUUGUACCAGCCCACAUCUAUUGGGGCAUCACUGGAAGAUAUGGAUCUAUGGUCCCAGUUCCACCAGGAAGGCACAGAGAUGAUCAUCACCAAAUCUGGAAGGAGAAUGUUCCCCCAGUGCAAAAUCCGUCUUUUUGGGCUCCAUCCUUACACUAAAUAUGUUUUGUUGGUGGAUUUUGUUCCUCUGGACAACUUCAGAUAUAAGUGGAACAAGAACCAGUGGGAGGCAGCAGGUAAAGCAGAGCCGCACCCUCCAUGCAGGACGUAUGUUCACCCAGACUCUCCAGCUCCUGGCGCUCACUGGAUGAAGGAUGUAAUCUGUUUCCAAAAACUCAAACUCACCAACAACACAUUAGAUCAACAAGGCCAUAUCAUCUUGCACUCCAUGCAUCGAUACAAGCCACGAUUCCACAUUAUUCAGUCGGAUGAUGUGUACAAUUCCCGAUGGGGACUGCUGCAGGUGGUCAGUUUCCCAGAGACAGAGUUCACUGCAGUUACUGCAUACCAGAAUGAAAAGAUCACAAAACUAAAAAUUGAUCACAACCCCUUUGCAAAGGGAUUUCGGGAGCAAGACAGAGCCCACAAACGGGAUGAUUCUUCAAAAACUGGAGCACAGAGUCCGUCCAGAAGGCUAAAGAGAAAGAAGUGGGAGGAUGGUCUUGGGGCAGAAGCUGCAGAUAAUGCCAAAGUUGCACGUGUGAAGGAUGAGCCCAGUAUGCCCACUCCAGUAUGUCCACACCAAUGGGCUCCAGAACAAGAGGGAAGCAGUUUCAUGGCCCCAAGCUCCCCUGGCCUCCUAGACUGCACAAAUCAGGAGCAGCAAGUACCAUCUUCCUCGUCUAGCCUAUUAUACAGGAGUCAGCCCAGAAGAGGUCCUCCACCUCAUGCCUUCUCUGAUAUGAGCGAAGUCCCGGGUCGGCGUCUCACGCCUGAUGUAGCCAUGGUGCCAGAUGCAGAUUCCUGUCAGCAGUCUGUAUUCCCUACGCCUCAGUUUUCCCAGGAACGUUGCAGCGCCCUCAAUAUUUCUAUGGAUACGCCAGCAAAGCAACCUUUGCGUGGACCCGUGUGCAGCCCGUAUGGAGCAGACCAGUGGAUGGUUCCUAGUCAAGGACAGUACAGACACAUGGGCUACUCGGCAUACCCAACAGACUUUACCACACAGGGUACUGUAUCCCAUCCACAUGGAGGAAUGUCAGACUGGAGCCAGUACCCACUCUUCCCCUACACAUGUUGGUAA